AAUUGUCUAGGGAGCAUGGACCCAAUUACCUCUGUUGCUGCCCAAAGUGCCCUAGAAAUUGCAAAACAAGUGGUCAAUCGACAAGUGGGUUACAUAUUUCAUUACAAAGACAAAUUGAAAGAGGUGGAACAAUACAUUGAGAGGCUGAAUGAUACUAGGAAGAGGGUUCAAAAUGAAGUUAAUUCUGCAGAGAAGAACGGAGAAGAAAUUGAAGAUGACGUUCAGCAUUGGUUAAAAAAGGUGGAUGAAAAGAUAAAAAAAUAUGAGUGUUUUAUUAAUGAUGAACGCCAUGCACAGACAAGGUGUUCCAUUAGAUUGAUCUUUCCAAAUAACUUGUGGUUGAGGUAUCGGUUAGGCAGAAAUGCUACAAAGAUGAUAGAGGAAAUCAAAGCCGAUGGACAUUCAAAUAAAAGGUUUGAUAAAGUUUCAUAUCGGUUGGGCCCAUCCUUCGAUGCUGCUUUGUCAAACACCGGUUAUGUGAGCUUUGGUUCGAGAAAUGAAAUUAUGAAGAAGAUUAUGAAAGCACUGGAAGACUCGACAGUUAAUAUUGUUGGAGUUUAUGGGGCUGGUGGUGUGGGUAAGACUACUUUAGUCAAAGAAGUUGCUAACAAAGCUCGAGAAAAGAAGUUGUUCAAUAUGGUGGUCAUGGCAAAUGUAACAAGAAUUCCAGACAUACAAAAAAUUCAAGAACAAAUUGCUGAGAUGUUGGGAAUGAGAUUGGAAGAGGAAAGUGAAAUUGUAAGAGCAGAUCGCAUUCGAAAGAGGUUAAAGAAAGAAAAGGAGAACACCCUUAUAAUCCUAGAUGAUCUCUGGGAUGGAUUGAACUUGAAUAUAUUGGGGAUUCCACGUAGUGAGGAUGACAAUGGGAGCCAACAAGAUGUCAAUGAUUUAUCUGAUUUUGGUUACAAUAAUAUGGAAAAAGAAGUAUUUUCUGCCGAUUUCAAUAUGAUGAAAAAAGACAAGUUAUCUGUUGAUUCCAAUACGAUAAAAAAAGAAAAGUUAUCAGGUGAUCACAAGGGAUGCAAAAUUCUUCUAACAUCUAGAAGUAAAGAAGUAAUAUGUAAUAAAAUGGAUGUGCAGGAGAGAUCAACUUUCUCGGUAGGAGUCCUUGAUGAAAACGAGGCAAAGACUUUGCUUAAGAAAGAGGCUGGAAUACAUGUCCAAAGUUUUGAGUUUGAUGAGAAAGUCAUUGAGAUUGCCAAAAUGUGUGAUGGAUUGCCUAUAGCAUUAGUUUCCAUAGGAAGGUCACUAAAGAAUAAAAGCUCCUUUGUAUGGCAGGAUGUCUGUCAACAAAUUAAAAGACAAAGUUUUACAGAAGGGCACGAAUCUAUGGACUUCUCUGUAAAGUUGAGUUAUGAUCAUCUAAAAAAUGAGCAGUUAAAACAUAUUUUUUUACUGUGUGCUAGAAUGGGAAAUGAUGCUUUGAUUAUGAACUUGGUGAAGUUCUGUAUUGGGUUGGGUUUGCUUCAAGGGGUCCACACAAUUAGAGAAGCGAGAAACAAAGUAAAUAUACUGAUAGAGGAGCUAAAAGAAUCAACUUUGUUGGGGGAAAGUUACUCUCGUGACCGCUUCAACAUGCAUGACAUUGUGCGGGAUGUUGCUCUUUCAAUAUCAUCCAAAGAAAAACAUGUAUUUUUUAUGAAAAAUGGCAUACUAGAUGAGUGGCCACACAAAGAUGAACUUGAAAGGUACACUGCUAUAUGUUUACACUUUUGUGAUAUCAAUGAUGGGCUUCCCGAGAGUAUACACUGUCCUAGACUUGAAGUCUUACAUAUAGACAACAAAGAUGAUUUUUUGAAAAUACCAGACAACUUUUUUAAGGAUAUGAUUGAACUCAGAGUCUUGAUAUUGACUGGUGUUAAUCUUUCAUGCUUACCUUCUUCUAUUAAAUGCCUAAAAAAACUGAGAAUGCUUAGUUUGGAGAGAUGCACUCUAGGAGAGAACUUAUCAAUCAUUGGAGAGUUAAAGAAAUUACGAAUUCUUACUCUUUCAGGAUCUAACAUUGAAAGUUUGCCUCUUGAAUUUGGGCAAUUGGAUAAGCUGCAACUUUUUGACAUAAGCAAUUGCUCAAAACUAAGAGUAAUACCUUCCAAUAUCAUAUCAAGGAUGAACAGUUUGGAAGAGUUUUACAUGAGAGACAGCUUGAUUCUGUGGGAGGCUGAGGAGAAUAUCCAAAGUCAAAAUGCUAGUCUUUCUGAGUUGAGGCACUUGAAUCAGUUGCAAAAUCUAGACAUACACAUUCAAAGUGUUUCCCAUUUUCCGCAGAACUUGUUUUUGGACAUGUUGGAUAGUUACAAGAUUUUCAUUGGUGAAUUCAACAUGCUUACAGUGGGAGAAUUCAAAAUCCCUGACAUUUAUGAAGAAGCGAAAUUUUUGGCAUUGAACCUAAAAGAAGGUAUUGACAUUCAUUCUGAAACAUGGGUUAAAAUGUUGUUCAAGAGUGUUGAAUAUUUGCUGCUGGGACAACUCAAUGAUGUUCAUGAUGUUUUUUAUGAAUUAAAUGUUGAAGGAUUUCCAUAUUUGAAACAUUUAUCCAUUGUAAACAAUUUUGGUAUUCAAUAUAUUAUCAACUCAGUGGAGCGGUUUCACCCUUUACUGGCUUUUCCCAAAUUGGAGUCCAUGUGUCUUUACAAACUGGAUAAUUUGGAGAAAUUAUGUGGCAAUAAUCAGCUUGAAGAGGCCUCUUUUUGCAGACUAAAAAUCAUCAAGAUUAAAACAUGUGAUAAAUUGGAAAACAUUUUCCCAUUUUUCAUGGUAAGACUUCUCACCGUGCUUGAAACAAUUGAAGUGUGUGACUGUGAUUCUCUGAAGGAGAUAGUUUCUGUUGAAAGACAAACACAUACUAUCAAUGAUGACAAGAUUGAGUUCCCUCAAUUACGACUUUUAACAUUGAAAUCUUUACCAGCAUUUGCUUGUUUAUAUACCAAUGACAAGAUACCUUGUAGUGCACAUUCAUUGGAAGUCCAAGUGCAAAACAGAAACAAAGAUAUUAUCACUGAAGUUGAGCAAGGUGCCACCAGUUCUUGCAUAUCACUCUUCAAUGAAAAGGUUUCAAUUCCCAAAUUAGAAUGGUUGAAGUUAUCCUCAAUCAACAUCCAGAAGAUAUGGAGUGACCAAUGUCAGCAUUGUUUUCAAAAUUUGCUUACAUUGAAUGUGACAGAUUGUGGUGAUUUAAAAUAUUUACUGUCAUUCUCCAUGGCUGGAAGUUUGAUGAAUCUACAAAGCAUUUUUGUAAGUGCUUGUGAAAUGAUGGAGGAUAUAUUUUGUCCAGAACAUGCAGAGCAGAAUAUUGAUGUUUUUCCUAAGUUGAAGAAAAUGGAGAUCAUCUGCAUGGAGAAACUUAAUACCAUUUGGCAACCCCAUAUUGGUCUUCAUUCCUUUCACAGUUUGGACUCUCUGAUAAUAAGAGAGUGCCACAAACUUGUUACGAUUUUUCCUAGUUAUAUGGGGCAAAGAUUUCAGAGCCUUCAAAGCUUGAUAAUUACAGAUUGCAAGUUAGUGGAAAACAUAUUUGACUUUGAAAAUAUUCCACAAACUGGUGUUAGGAAUGAAACAAACUUGCAAAAUGUAUUUCUAGAGGCGUUGCCAAAUUUGGUGCAUAUAUGGAAGAAUGACAGCUGUGAAAUACUUAAAUAUAAUAAUUUGCAAAGCAUAAGCAUUAAUGGGUGUCCGAAUUUAAAGCAUCUCUUUCUACUUUCUGUUGCCACUGACUUAGAAAAAUUGGAAAUCCUUGAUGUGUACAACUGCAGGGCAAUGAAGGAGAUUGUUGCUUGGGAUAACGGUUCAAAUGAAAAUCUUAUCACCUUUAAGUUUCCGCGGCUAAACAUUGUAUCAUUAAAAUUAUCAUUUGAGCUUGUGAGUUUCUAUAGAGGAACUCACACUUUAGAGUGGCCAUCAUUGAAUAAAUUGUCCAUAGUCGAUUGUUUCAAGCUGGAAGGGCUCACUAAAGAUAUCACAAACUCACAAGGGAAGCCAAUUGUUUUGGCUACAGAAAAGGUGAUAUACAACUUGGAAUCUAUGGAAAUGAGCUUGAAGGAAGCAGAGUGGUUGCAGAAAUACAUUGUUAGUGUUCACAGAAUGCACAAACUACAAAGACUUGUCUUGUAUGAAUUGAAGAAUACUGAAAUUCUCUUUUGGUUUCUUCAUAGACUUCCCAAUUUGAAAAGCUUAACAUUGGGGAGUUGUCACUUGAAAAGUAUUUGGGCUCCUGCAAGCCUCAUUUCACGUGAUAAAAUAGGUGUUGUUAUGCAACUUAAGGAGUUGGAAUUAAAGAGUUUGUUGUCUUUAGAAGAGAUAGGAUUCGAGCAUGACCCACUUCUUCAGAGGAUAGAGCGCUUAGUCAUUUAUCGAUGUAUAAAAUUGACAAAUUUAGCAUCAUCCAUAGUAUCUUACAGUUACAUAAAACAUUUGGAAGUGAGGAAUUGUAGAUCGAUGAGGAAUUUAAUGGCAUCCUCAACUGCUAAAAGCUUGGUUCAACUCACAACCAUGAAGGUAUUCUUAUGUGAAAUGAUUGUGGAAAUCGUUGCAGAAAAUGAAGAGGAAAAAGUACAAGAGAUUGAGUUUAGACAAUUAAAAUCUUUAGAAUUGGUGUCUCUAAAAAAUCUCACAAGUUUUUGCAGUUCCGAGAAGUGUGACUUCAAAUUCCCAUUACUGGAAAGUUUAGUAGUGAGUGAGUGCCCUCAAAUGAAAAAAUUCUCGAAAGUCCAAAAUAUUCCAAACCUUAAAAAAGUACAUGUUGUAGCCGGAGAAAAAGACAAAUGGUACUGGGAAGGUGAUUUGAAUGCCACUCUACAAAAACAUUUCACAGAUCAGGUUUCUUUCGAAUAUUCAAAGCAUAAGAGACUUGUUGAUUAUCCUGAGACCAAGGGUUUUCGGCACGGCAAACCUGCUUUUCCGGAGAACUUCUUUGGCUGUUUGAAGAAAUUGGAAUUUGAUGGAGAAAGUAUAAGACAGAUUGUAAUUCCAUCUCAUGUACUUCCUUACUUGAAGACCUUAGAAGAAUUGGAUGUACAUAACUCCGAUGCAGCGCAGAUAAUAUUUGACACCGUUGACACUGAAAUAGUCUUUCGUUUGAAAAAGCUUACUCUAAAAUACUUGUCAAGUUUGAAAUGUGUAUGGAACAAAUACCCACCAGGAACUUUAAGCUUUCGCAAUUUGCAAGAAGUGGUCGUUCUAAAUUGUAGAAGCUUGUCAACACUGUUCCCUUUCUCCCUUGCCCGAAAUCUUGGAAAACUUAAGACCCUUCAAAUACGGAUCUGUCACAAGUUGGUAGAAAUUGUUGGAAAGCAAGAUGCAACGGAACAUGGAACAAAUGAAAUAUUUGAAUUCCCUUCUUUAUCCUGGAUAUACUUUUGGAGUAUGCCAAUGCUUAGUUUCUUUUAUCCUAGAAAACACCAUCUGGAAUGCCCCAUAUUAGAAAAAUUGCAUGUGUCCUAUUGUCCUAAGUUGAAGCUAUUCACAUCAGAAUUUCAUAAUAGUCACAAAGAAGCAGUUACAGAGGCUCCAAUUAGCCUGCUACAACAACAACCUCUGUUCUCAGUUGAUAAGAUUGUUCCCAAUCUGAAGGAAUUGACACUCAAUGAGGAAAACAUUAUGUUGUUGAGCGAUGCACAUUUGCCAGAAGACCUCCUUUUCAAAUUAAAUUUUCUUGCUCUAUCCUAUGAGAAUGAUGACAAUAAGAAAGAGACUUUGCCUUUUGAUUUCCUUCAGAAGGUACCCAGCUUAGAUUAUCUUCUAGUGGAAAGGUGCUAUGGUCUGAAGGAGAUAUUUCCCUCUCAGAAACUACAAGUUCAUGACCCUUCACUUCCCGGAUUGAAACAAUUAAUCCUGUUAGAUCUUGGAGAGCUGGAGUCGAUAGGGUUAGAGCACCCAUGGGGUAAGCCAUACUCUCAAAAACUUCAAUUAUUAAUGCUUUGGAGGUGCCCUCAGUUAGAAAAACUAGUGAGCUGUGCAGUGUCUUUCAUCAAUCUGAAAGAGUUGCAAGUGACGUACUGUCAUAGGAUGGAGUAUUUAUUGAAAUGCUCAACUGCCAAAAGUUUGUUGCAACUUGAGAGCCUAUCUAUAAAAAAUUGUGAAUCAAUGAAGGAAAUAGUAAAAAAAGAAGAAGAAGAUGCUUCUGAUGAGAUCAUAUUUGGAUGCCUUAGAACAUUAAUGUUGGAUUCAUUACCAAGGCUAGUAAGGUUUUAUUCAGGGAAUGCCACUUUGCAUUUCACGUGUUUGCAAGUAGCGACAAUUGCUGAAUGCCACAAUAUGCAAACAUUCUCUGAAGGAAUUAUAGAUGCGCCAUUAUUUGAGGGGAUUAAAACUUCAACAGAUGAUGCUGAUUUAACCCCCCACCAUGAUCUCAACACGACAAUCGAGACCUUGUUUCACCAACAGGUAUUUUUUGAAUAUUCAAAGCAUAUGAUCCUUCUCGAUUACCUUGAGACAACGGGUGUUAGGCACGGCAAACCUGCUUUUCUGAAGAAUUUCUUGGGCAGUUUAAAGAAAUUAGAAUUUGAUGGAGCGAUUAAAAGAGAGAUUGUAAUUCCAUCUCAUGUACUUCCUUACUUGAAGACCUUAGAAGAAUUGAAUGUACAUAGCUCCGAUGCAGCGCAGGUAAUAUUUGACAUAGAUGACACUGAUGCCAACACCAAGGGAAUGGUCCUUCCAUUGAAAAAUCUUACUUUAAAAGACUUGCCAAAUUUGAAAUGUGUAUGGAACAAAAACCCCCAAGGUCUCGGCUUUCCCAAUUUGCAACAAGUGUUUGUUACUAAAUGUAGAAGCCUGGCAACAUUGUUCCCUUUGUCCCUUGCCAAAAAUCUUGGGAAGCUUCAGACACUUACAGUACUGAGGUGUGACAAGUUGGUAGAAAUUGUUGGAAAGGAAGAUGCAAUGGAACUUGGAAGAACAGAAAUAUUUGAAUUCCCUUGUUUGUUGGAGUUGUGUCUUUAUAAGCUGUCACUGCUUAGUUGCUUUUAUCCUGGAAAACACCAUCUGGAAUGCCCCGUAUUAAAAUGCUUGGAUGUGUCCUACUGUCCUAUGUUGAAGCUAUUCACAUCAGAAUUUCAAAAUAGUCACAAAGAAGCAGUUAUAGAGCAACCUCUUUUCAUGGUUGAAAAGGUUGAUCCCAAACUGAAGGAAUUGACACUCAAUGAAGAAAACAUUAUCUUGUUGAGGGAUGCACAUUUGCCACAAGACUUCCUUUACAAAUUAAAUAUUCUUGAUCUGUCCUUUGAUGAUUAUGAGAAUAAGAAAGAUACUUUGCCUUUUGAUUUCCUUCACAAGGUACCCAGUGUAGAAUGUCUUCGAGUGCAAAGAUGCUAUGGUCUCAAGGAGAUAUUUCCCUCUCAAAAGCUCCAAGUUCAUCACGGAAUACUUGCGCGAUUGAAUGACUUAUUCUUAAACAAACUAAAAGAGUUGGAGUCGAUAGGGUUGGAGCACCCAUGGGUAAAGCCAUACUCUGCAAAGCUUGAAAUAUUAAAUAUUCGCAAAUGCUCUCGGUUAGAAAAAGUAGUGUCUUGUGCAGUAUCUUUCAUUAGUCUCAAAGAGUUGUAUUUGAGUGACUGUGAAAGGAUGGAGUAUUUAUUCACAUCUUCAACGGUCAAAAGUUUGGUGCAACUUAAGAUCCUAUAUAUAGAAAAAUGUGAAUCAAUAAAAGAAAUAGUAAGAAAAGAAGAUGAAAGCGAUGCUUCUGAAGAGAUCAUAUUUGGACGGCUCACAAAAUUAUGGUUGGAAUCCUUAGGAAGGCUAGUAAGGUUUUAUUCAGGGGAUGACACCUUGCAAUUCUCAUGUUUGGAAGAAGCCACCAUAACUGAAUGCCCCAAUAUGAAUACUUUCUCUGAAGGAUUCGUAAAUGCGCCAAUGUUUGAGGGGAUUAAAACUUCAAGGGAGGAUUCUGAUUUAACAUUCCACCAUGAUCUCAACUCCACAAUCAAGAAGUUGUUUCACCAACAUGUGGAAAAGUCUGCAUGCAAUAUAGAGCAUUUGAAAUUUGGUGAUCACCAUCACCUAGAAUAGAUAUGGCUUGGUGUAGUUCCAAUCCCAAGUAAAAAUUGUUUCAACAGUUUGAAAUCUUUAACUGUGGUGGAAUGUGAAUCUUUAUCCAAUGUGAUUCCUUUUUAUUUACUGCGAUUUCUUUGUAACUUGAAAGAGAUCGAGGUAAGCAACUGCCAAUCUGUUAAGGCAAUAUUUGAUAUGAAAGGUACAAAGGCAGAUAUGAAGCCAGGUUCUCAGUUUUCUCUUCCUUUGAAGAAACUGAUUCUAAAUCAGUUGCCGAAUCUGGAGCAUAUCUGGAAUCCGAAUCCUGAUGAAAUUCUCAGCCUUCAAGAAGUGUGCAUUUCUAACUGUCAAAGCCUCAAAAGUUUGUUUCCAACAUCAGUGGCCAAUCAUCUUGCUAAGCUUGAUGUGAGAUCUUGUGCAACAUUGGAAGAAAUUUUUGUAGAAAAUGAAGCAGCCUUGAAGGGAGAAACUAAACUGUUCAAUUUCCAUUGUCUGACCUCAUUAACAUUAUGGGAAUUACCAGAGCUGAAGUAUUUCUACAAUGGAAAACACUCACUAGAAUGGCCAAUGCUAACACAACUAGAUGUAUAUCAUUGUGACAAGUUGAAAUUGUUUACAACUGAGCAUCAUAGUGGUGAAGUUGCAGAUAUAGAGUACCCACUUCGUACUUCAAUUGAUCAGCAAGCCGUUUUCUCAGUUGAAAAGGUUUUCCCAAACUUGGUGCAACUAUCACUCAAAAAGGAAGAUGCCAUAGGAAUUUUGCAAGGACAGAUUCAGGC
This is a messenger RNA of Glycine soja, 8759 nucleotides long. RefSeq lists its product as uncharacterized. Bases 16 to 7998 code for a protein of 2660 amino acids. NCBI's taxonomy places the organism in Eukaryota, Viridiplantae, Streptophyta, Magnoliopsida, Fabales, Fabaceae. The record is from RefSeq and is a predicted model, not a curated record. The transcript has 10 exons. Gene Ontology annotation, molecular function: ADP binding; ATP hydrolysis activity; protein binding.